Molecule: messenger RNA, 2288 nt
Organism: Solenopsis invicta (red fire ant)
Lineage: Eukaryota; Metazoa; Arthropoda; Insecta; Hymenoptera; Formicidae
Product: transmembrane protein 205
Exons: 4
Coding region: 1-951 (316 amino acids)
Source: RefSeq, a predicted model, not a curated record
AUGUGUGUCCGCACGCUGGUGGGUAACGAGACGAGCGAGUCGAUAAUCGCUCCGAUUGCGCCGGAGCCGGACACCGAUUCGAAGCGAUGCGAGAAGUUGUCCCGCACCAAGGAGAAGUACAUGAAGCUCUACGAGGAGAUGUUGGAGAAGGAGGAGCAACAGCGUCGACGGCAGCUGGAGGAAGAGAACGCGCUCUACCUGCCAGACCUGGCCGACGACGUCCUGGCCGCCAGCACGAAUCACUACGGCAUGAUGCUGAAGAAGCUGUCCACGUACUAUGAGGUCGUGCGCCAAUCCAAAGCAGCCAAGAUUCUCUUCUACACGACGCAGCCCGCACACAUAAUCACAAUCGCCGCAGUCUUAUUCGUUACAUCAGUCCUCUUUCCAGCCAAGGGAAAGGUGCAGGUCCCGGGCUCUUAUUCAAGAAUGUUAUCCUUCAUUUAUCUCGCAUCUUUUGUCAUACACUUUGGCGCUCAAAUUUGGAUGACCUUCGUAUCAGGUCUAUCUUUGUACUUUGCACUGCCACGACAUGCCUUUGGCGAAGUGCAGCGCGUGCUAUUUCCGAGAUACUUCACGAUAAACGCUUGUCUAAGUCUCAUCACGCUCUUCAUAUUUGUCAAGCAUCAUCCGAUCUAUACAUGGGACGCUGAAAUUGCUGUUCAGGUUGGUGCAAUGUCCGGAGCCUUUUUCUUGGAGCUGCUGAUACGCCUCUACUUGACACCGCCACUUCUCCAGCUGAUCGUGCAGAAAAACAAUUUUGAGCGCGCGGUCGGCGUCGGCAACGAAAUAGGCCGUCACAAUCCUGGACCGCUUAAAAAUUGUACGCAUUAUCUGAAAAUCCACCGAGCGUUCCGCCGAGUGCACGUGUGGAUAGCUAUGGGAAACAUGCUAACUAUGGCGUGCACGGUACUUCAUCUCUAUUACAUAGCGAGCAAAUUAUGUGCUUUGUAAGAGCAAUUAGUUUUCAAUAGUAAAAUCUAUAUAGAUUCCUAGUAAAAAAAAAAUUGAAGAGGAUAUUCUUUGGUUUAUUUUAGGAAGAGAUAAUCUUAUAAAUAUAUAUCUUAAAUUGUUUUGUUUUCAAAAUACUAGGGUGUCAAAGUUGAAAAAAAAUAAAAAUUUCGAAAAUUUGAAAACCAGUUUACGGAUAUUUUAUUCAAAUUUGAUGCGCGCAUAUGACAUUAAAGACUAAUUUCUAGUACCAGAUAAAUCGUUAUUAGAUCCAUUUUUCAGAUUGUUAGAUAUCUUGUAAUUUUGAAAAUUAAGGUUUAGAAUAAUUUUAAGUUUUAUAAUUUCUUUCUAAAAUAAGCUAAGAAAUAUAUCCUUUAAUUUUUUGUACUUGCUUAGGAAUCAUCUUAUACAUGCUUUCAUUCGAGGCCUCAAGAAAGUUUUCGAAAAGGAUAUAUAGAAUCUAAAAAAUAAUUUUGAGAAAAGCGUUUUAGCAGUAAUGCGUGUUAGUACGUAUCUGGUUACGAUAGUAACGGAUGUCUAAAUGCAUCGAAAUAUUCAGACCUGAUGGUGCAAGAUGUGAUUUUUCCUGCCAUUAAAAUUACUUGCAAAAGACUGUGUAACGAGUCUUUCAGUGCAGCUGCCUUGAACUUUAAACUUCGAUAAAUCUAAGAUAUCGAGGUAUAUUAGUGUACCUUGUAACUCUGAACUUACUCUAUAUUAAAGUAGAGUUAGUAUUCAGAUCAUAAACGUUAUUUGCAUGAUGUAAGUCACACAGUGACUUAUCUUCAGAGGAGCCACUAGCCAAUUCCGAGGAGACUCGAGCCGAGGCGAAGUAAAAGCGACCAGUUUCGACACUUCUCACAAAUAUGAUCUGCUUAUUCGUCGAUAGUGUGCUGUAUAAAUUAUUGCUAAAAAUAGUGCGAAACGCGUGCAUGUAAUUUGUGAGAAUGCCUAGAGAUUGAGUGGUUAUUAUUUAUUCAUCGGCCCAAAACAGCCGAUGCUUCUUUGUAAAUAAUAUAUAUUUCAUAAAUCGAAAAUAUAUCGAUUUGUUUGUAUGACAUAUAUGUAGGAUAUAUUAAAUAUUUUUAUAUACGUGUAUUUUAUAUUAUAAGUUUUAAGGCAUGCAUUCUUGCUAAGACGUAUUCCUUUUAUAUAUUGGCGCGAGAACAAUUAAACUUUUAUUAAAAGAUGUAUUGGCAAUUAGAUCGAAGUAUCCUGCCUAUGAUGGAAAAUCGUGGCUUGCUUAAUAAUAGACAUUAGAAAUUUGCAUAUCGAAUUGCUUUGCGAUUUUAGGAUCGCUGUUAUUACAUUGGAUGCAAUAAAAGUAUAUCUACUCUGUA